Pocillopora meandrina is the source of this 399-nucleotide messenger RNA. NCBI's taxonomy places the organism in Eukaryota, Metazoa, Cnidaria, Anthozoa, Scleractinia, Pocilloporidae. The record is from the annotation of a GenBank genome assembly.
CUACAAGUUGCACUUGAUGUUAAACAACCACAAGAUUUAGUGCAAGAAAUUGAGCCUGAAGAACAAGCUGGUGAUUUGCUUAUUGAUGAAACACUUUUUGAAGAAGACGAAGAAGAUCUCCCAAAGGAACAGUUAAGAAACACAAGUGCAGCAUAUCUUUUGCAACUCAAGGAAACAUACAAUCUCUCACAAAAAGCUCUGGAUGACAUUAUACAGGUUACCAGUACUCUUGUCUCUGCUGCUGUCAAGUCAGUAUGUGUUAACAUUGCCAAUAAGCUUUUGAUUAUGGAGAAAGACGAAUAUCAUGUGUUACAAAACAUAACAUGGCAAACUUUAUUUGAGCAAAAUUCUGGGAAGGCAAGCCCAUUUCAAAACCUUGAAACAGAAAAAAGACAAAAA